Molecule: messenger RNA, 934 nt
Organism: Rhizophagus irregularis DAOM 181602=DAOM 197198
Lineage: Eukaryota; Fungi; Glomeromycota; Glomeromycetes; Glomerales; Glomeraceae
Source: RefSeq, a predicted model, not a curated record
UUUUAGUUCACCGUUUCAAAAUUCAGAAUGUCUUCAUUAACAUCUCUUCCUGAUUAUGAAAAAUUCGUUGAAAUUCAACAAAAUGUUUAUCGUGCAAGAUUUUCUUUAAAAUUAUAUGGAAGUACUUAUCCAACAUCAAUAUUUUUAGUUCAUAUACCUACUACAAAGGAUUGUAUUUUAGUUGAUGGUGGGGACCCAGAUAAUGUAACUAAAAUAACAAAUGCGAUUUCAUCACAUUUUGAAUCAUUUCCUGAAUAUAAAUUAAAGUAUGUAGUAUUAACUCAUGGUCAUUUUGAUCAUACGGGAGUUUUAUUAAAAUUAUUAAAUGAUUAUAAAGAUAUUAAAAUAGUUAUGGGAGAAAAUGAAAUUCCUUUUGUCGUUCAUGGGAAAAAAUAUAGUGAAAUUACUGGGGAUACCUUAACUUAUCAAUUAUUGAAACAUUUUUUUGCUGAAGGAAAAGCUAUAGGCAAUGAAGAUAGGGUCAUUGCUAUUAAAGAGGGUAGAGAAGAUGAAUUUGAAUUUCAUAAUGACUUGAGACCAAUUUUUACUGUUGGACAUACACCUGGUUCACUUUCGUAUUUACAUGUUCCAACGAAUAUUAUUUUAAUUGGGGAUUUGGUUUUUAACUUUCCUCUGAUCCAGAUUCCUAUAUUUUCUGCGAAAAAUAACAUUAGUAUACCAAUAACCUCUUUUAGUGUAUCAGAAUCUAAAAAUUCUAUAAAGAAGGUCGUUGAAAUGGAAAGUGAAGUAAAUUUUGUAUUUCCCGCUCAUGAUCUUUAUCAAAAUGGGAUUAGUAUAGAAGAAUUUAAACAACAUGCUCAAAAAUUAUAAGAAUUCUCAACCUUCCAUAGUUUACUUUGAAUAAAUGAUAGUAUAUAUUAUAAUAUUAUACAUGUAAUACAGUAUUUUAUAUAUUUUAUUUACAUUAUAUAAU